Molecule: messenger RNA, 11752 nt
Organism: Anas platyrhynchos (mallard)
Lineage: Eukaryota; Metazoa; Chordata; Aves; Anseriformes; Anatidae
Gene: LRCH2
Product: leucine rich repeats and calponin homology domain containing 2
Cellular component (GO): cytoplasm
Molecular function (GO): protein binding
Source: RefSeq, a predicted model, not a curated record
GCGCAGUGGCGUGGCGGCGGCGGGCGGCCCCGCUGUUGUUAUUGUGGGGCUGGGCUGCGCCGCGCGAAGAUGGCGGCCGGGCAGGGGGGCGGCGGCGGCGGCAACGGCAACGGGAAUGGCAACGGCAACGGCCCGGGGGGGCUGGGGAUCCCCGCUCACCUCACGCUCUCCUUCUCGGCCGGGCCGCACUGGGGCGCGGCCACCCUGCCGCAGCCGCACACGGUGCGCAGCCUGGACCGGGCCCUGGAGGAGGCGGGCAGCUCGGGCAUCCUCUGCCUCAGCGGGAGGAAGCUCCGCGACUUCCCCGGCAGCGGCUACGACCUCAGCGACACCACGCAAGCAGAUCUUUCAAAGAAUAGAUUUACUGAAAUUCCUCCUGAUGUCUGGUUGUUUGCACCACUGGAAACUUUAAAUUUGUAUCAUAACUGCAUCAAAUCCAUUCCGGAAUCUAUAAAAAAUCUACAAAUGCUUACCUACCUUAACAUCAGUCGAAAUCUUUUAUCAACGUUGCCAAAAUACCUGUUUGAUCUUCCACUUAAAGUUCUGGUUGUCAGUAAUAAUAAGCUGGUCUCCAUUCCAGAAGAAAUAGGAAAGUUGAGAGAUCUAAUGGAGCUGGAUGUCAGCUGUAAUGAACUUCAGGUUCUUCCUCAGCAAAUAGGAAAACUGCAGUCACUCAGAGAAUUAAACAUAAGAAGAAAUAAUCUCCAUAUGUUGCCAGAUGAGUUAGGAGACCUUCCCUUGGUAAAGCUGGAUUUUUCUUGUAAUAAAAUCACAGAAAUUCCAAUUUGUUACAGAAAGUUACGUCACUUACAAGUAAUAGUUUUGGAUAACAAUCCAAUGCAGAUACCACCAGCACAGAUAUGCUUAAAGGGUAAAGUACAUAUAUUUAAAUUCCUCAGCAUUCAGGCAUGCCUCAGAAUAGAUAAAAAACCAGAUUCCUUGGAUCUUCCGUCGCUGGGUAAACGAAUCCCUUCCCAGCCACUCACAGACAGCAGCAUAGAGGACUUUUAUCCCAAUAAAAAUCAUGGACCAGACUCUGGCAUUGGAAGUGAUAAUGGGGACAAAAGAUUGUCCACAACAGAACCAUCCGAUGAUGAUACAAUCAGCCUUCACUCCCAGGUAUCGGAAUCAACAAGAGAACAGACGUUGAGGAAUGACAAUCAUGUAAUGGGAAGUAAACUUGAUCCUCAGAAAGACCAGGAGGUGUAUGAUUACAUUGAUCCAAAUGCAGAAGAGGGAGCUGUUCCUGAGCAAGGAGAUGUGCAGAUCGGACCAUUGCUGUCCUAUAUCAAGGAACGGGGAAAACAUCCUGAGAAAUCCCAAAAGAUAGAACAGAAUGAGGACUGGGGAGAUGAAAAACGACUUCAGAAGGAACAGCCGCUGGCUGAAGAAGAUGAUGAAAUCAAGGAAGUGACUGACUUGAGAAAAAUAGCAGCUCAGUUACUGCAGCAAGAACAAAAACACAGACGAAGGCCAUUAAGCUAUAGAACUUCAUUCAGUGAAAAACUCUUCCAGAGGACAAGGGCAGCAGGACGUGCAUCAAGGCUUCUUAAUCAUUCAGCUUCAGUAAGCGCAAGGAACAGGCCAAAGCAGCCAAUGGAAUCUGAAAAAUGUGUCUCAACAGAUGAAGUCAAUUCUCCAGUGUCUCCAUACAGCUGGCAGCCACUGGAAAAUCAGAAGGAUUCAAUGGAUGAGCAGCAUUGGCCAGAAAUACAGCCAGUGAUUUGGCAGAAUGAAGAAAGGAGGAGAAGUAAACAAAUUAGAAAAGAGUAUUUCAAGUAUAAGUCUUCCAGAAAGAGUUCAAGUGGAAAUGAAAAUGAUGAGCAAGACAGUGAUAAUACUAAUGUGUCCCCACAGUCUCCUGUGUCGUCUGAGGAUUAUGAAAGGACAGAUAGUAACACUCAUGGACCAUUUGGUCUCAGACCAAGGUCAGCUUUCAGCCGUGCAUCUCGCCAAGACUAUGGGGCAAUGGAUCCUGGAUUUACAAUGAGAAGGAAAAUGGAGCAUUUAAGGGAAGAAAGGGAACAAAUAAGACAACUUCGCAAUAAUCUUGAGUCAAGGUUAAAAGUAAUUUUGCCAGAUGAUAUUGGAGCAGCAUUGAUGGAUGGAGUAGUUCUUUGCCAUUUAGCCAAUCACAUAAGACCACGCUCUGUUGCCAGCAUUCAUGUACCAUCGCCAGCAGUGCCUAAACUCAGUAUGGCAAAGUGCCGAAGAAAUGUUGAAAACUUUCUUGAUGCUUGUAAAAAAUUGGGUGUUCCACAGGAAAGACUUUGCUUGCCUCAUCACAUUCUGGAGGAAAGAGGCCUUGUAAAAGUUGGCCUCACAGUUCAAGCUCUGCUUGAAUUGCCUACACUGAAAGUAUCUCAGCUUUCCUCCAUGUAACAUGACUUCUUGGAAGCCAGGCAGCUUGCCAUUUGAUCUGUUGGAUUGCUCUGGAACUGUUCAGCUUCCUACAUGGGAACAUCCAAGCCAUCAAAAACUAAUAUCUGUCCAGAUGCUGUAGAGCGCCUUACUCUGAAGUUGGACAUGAAAACCUUGGAGUCAGCUGACAUUGAAAGACCAUAAUGAUUUUUUGUCUUUUGGAUGCACAAAGAGAUUUUGGUAGCAUCAGGUUCUCUUUCCAGUUCAUUUAAGUUAAAACUUGCCAUUUAUCAUCUCAGAGUGUUACAGUUAAAUGCUGGAUUUCGUUUUCUACAUGGAAAAUGUUGUUUGAAUUAGUUUAGAAGUACAAAACCUAAUCCCCCCUUGCUUGAAUGAUUAAAGUCAAUCAUUUGAUUCAAAGGUAAAACAAAAAUGUAGCGAUGGUAUGAUGGUAAAAAUACAGUGACUGAUAAUUGUAAUCCACUUUCAUUCUUUCAGAAAGCUUUAUGUGUGUUCUUUAUUUUUUUUUUGCACUCCUGAUUGUAACUUAACGCACUUCCAACAUUGCCAGUAUUUAGUCUGAGUGUAUGGUGAUUACACAAAACAGUAUACAAUGGGAAAAAGGACACAUUGAUUUUUUUUUUCCAGUCUUCUAGGUUGGUGCCAAAUAUUUUUUUCAGUUGUACUGUAGAUUGUUUACAUGUGAAGUGCCUGUGUAAUUGAUAACUCUUAAUAGUCUUAAACAUUUUUGAAAUUUGUUUUAAAAUAGAUAAAAUGGGAAUUUUUAAAUAUUUUAAUAGUUUUUUGUAAAAUCAAUACGUGAAGAUUUAAGUAAUACUUCACAUUUUUGAUGUUGGGUGUUUUAAGUUUGUUGCACAAUUGAUAAUUCUGUUGUCUAAUAAUUAGAAAAUACUGUAAAUACACUUUAUUUAUGAUAUUUAAUUUGAUAAUACCUAAUCAUUUUUUGGUUUAAUGUAUUGUUGGAUAAACAAAACUGUCUACUUUUCUUUGUUUGAGGCAAACAAAUAUACAUGGUGAGUAAGAUGUGAGGACUAGUAAUACAGAAUAAUUUAGGACAUUUUGAUAAAACUGCCCAAAUCUCAGGUUUAUGCUGUGACUUUCAGGAUUUUAUGUAAUAUUGCUCCUGAUUUCACUUUACAUUUUUACAACAGGUAUAUCCAUAAUUUAGUUGAGAAAUCAGUGUUUAUCUUCAUAGUGUUUACAGGAUUUAUUGUGUAAUUUACGGAAUUGUGUGCCAUAACACACAGAUUAGUUUGUACGAAUGUCACUGUGCUGAAACAUUACUUUUCUGGGCAAAUUUAAAAAAGAAAUUCCCACUGUGGUGUUCUUUUUGAAACUUUUGAGUUUAUGUAUUUGCUUACUUCUACAGAGAUUCUUGGUGUUUUGAGAACAUUCUGAACCAACGCACAGUUGAGUUCCUUUCCAAACAAGCUGCAAAUAAUUUCAGUAGUAAAACUAUAGUAAAACAGUAGUAAAACUGUUUGAAUUAGUUUGUUCUUCAUGAAUGGGUAGCUCAAUUAAAAAAAAAAAAAAGUUUUGACUGUCACAGAUUUCCUAUUUUAGGCUAAGUUAAUUUUAAUGAAGGUGUAUAUUUGCCUAGUGUGUAACAGGAUUUGAUUCUGUUCUUUCCAAUUCGUCAAGAAGCCAUUUAAGGUGUCACAGCUCAUUGAGAAGCCUUAAAACUGUGUUUAAAGGGUGUAAAACUUAAUUUGCAAAGUCCUAGAUCUAAAUCUUCGUUUUUUUAAAUAAAAUAUGUAUGCUCUAGGGAACCUGCUUUGGCAGGGGGGUUGGACCCGAUAACCUCUUGAGGUCCCUUCCAACCCCUACAAUUCUGUGAUUCUGUGUGAUUCGGUAAUCUAUAUUGCUUUGACCUUUGAAACAUGGUAUUUACUGUAUCUCUAAUUGGGUUUUAAAUCAUUCACAUAAUACUUACUUUAAAAAUUUAAAUUAGUUUUACAAACGGCAAUAUCUGAAGUCAUGCUAAGACUAAAACGAAAAAGUAAUAUAUUAAGCAGGCUUCUUGUUACUGUGUGCUACAUUUGAAGAACGCUUUCAAAAGGAGUAUUUCAUUGUCUUUCAAUUCCUUGCUAUAUGGUAUUUGAUGGCAAUGACAGUGAUGAAGUUCUGCUUCAGUAUGCUAGCCAUAGAAUUGAUACCUGUAAAUUGCCACUUUAAAUUAUCUAACGUAAACCAAUCUACACUACUAUUUAAUUGCCAUUUAAAUGUUAUCUUAAAGUAACGCUCUUAUCCAAACAGAAAUAAAUUUAUGAAGUUAUCGUAUCACAGUGUAAACAUUUAAGAAUUCCCUUGAUGUAGCAUGCCCGAUCAGUUAUUUAAUCUUAUCAUAUUAUUUCCUAGGUAACAUGAGAACUGGACUUGGAACUAAUGUACUCACUUUGAAUUGUACCUCUGAAAUUGAAAACUAUGGAAAUAGCAUUUUUUUUUUUUUUAACUACUCUAGAAUUCUUCCCCACAGGUUUACUAGGACCAGUCUGGCUUUGCUGCUCUUUGGAAAUUAUUAUGGCCUUCUUAAUGCUUAUGGGAAAGGAUAUUCAUGGUACUUAGAGGAUUCCCUUCUUAGUAUUGCAAAGGUUAAGGCCUUCCAGUAUCCUUAGGAAUAGUCUGAGAAAAGGUCUGCUGUGCCUGGAUGAAUCUUCUCUCAUCUUUCUUUAGGUGCUUCUACAAAUAAUUCUCUAAAGUAAUGAUAUAAUUAGCUUUGUGAUUUUUAGAAGCAACUGCAGAAGUGAUGCUAAAAAAAAUAAUUUGAAGGUAAAAUUUUAAUUUUAAAGAAGCGUAUGGGAAUUGUUGCUGUCCUCCCUGUACAAGAAGUUACCUACUAUCUUCUCACUUUUUGACUCCUAGCAUCUUAUUUUUUGUUUUGUGUACUGAUUUAGUGACUUCAUGUUAUUCAUUACUGCAUGUGACCUCAUCCUCCCUCUUUACUUUUUUAAAGUGACUUUUUAACUCUCUUUAGUAAUUCUAGAGUCCCUGCUCCAACAAUUAGCACAUAAGAGAUAUUCUGUCCCUAUUUAAGAGAUAUUCUGUUCCUAUUUUGUUGAGGAUGCAAUGUCAUUACUUAAUGUUUGAUGCAGCUAAUGGGUUGUUAAAAUCAGAGGCCUAAUUCUUAUCAUAGUCCCUCAUUUUUUUUCUUUUGAUGUGAAGAAAAGAUAACAUGAAAAGCUUCAGGAAACUCUAUUAAGUUUCCUAAAUAAGUCUCCUAAUAAAUUUAAGUUAACUAGGGUGCUUUUGUUAUUGUGGAUGCUAUACAAAGUUACUGCAAUAAUGUGAUAUGAACUGUAAAUUACUGACAGGGUUUCUGCCCUUGUGUAUUUUUUCUAUUUUCUAUCUUAAUGGAUGCAGCAUCUCGCACAUGAAUGAUCUUUUUUUAAGCAAUAAUGUCUCAGAUAUUGUGAGAUCUUAGAGCAGUGGCACUGAAAUAAUUAAAGUGUGGUGACUUCAGACACAGUAUCUCAGAAAUGCUUCCCAUCUAUUCUAUAACACUGCCAGUCCAGUGUGCUAGUUUGAGUAUCGCUGGAGCCCCAGAAACCUGUCUACACACAUGUAUCUGAUGGCCUUCCAUAACACAACCAAAAAUUAACAUUAUCAUAAAAUAGAGGAGCACAUUUGAAACUAUAAAUAACUGACAUGAAUCGUAGGAAUUUCUAGGUAAAAUCCUAGCUAUAAUGGAGUCAGCGUGAAUUUUGCCCUUGACUUCAGUAAAAGAUUUUACUGUUAGAUUAUGGAACACCUGAGGUAGAGGCAGUGGUGAAACAUGACUUAAACUUGUUUGAAGUGAGCAAAGCUUUAGUGUCAAUUUCUUGACAAAAAAUAGUGAUCUCUGGUUAGCAACGGGAAGCUGCUAAUAUUACACAUUGAUUUAUAUAUUUAAUACAAAUAUUCUGAUGUGCCAUACAGUAUUAAGAUGGUAGGAAAAAUAACUCUUAAGCACUGCUUUCAUACUCUGGAAUGUAUGUCACCUCAAAAAGUUACACGUACCAUCAGUUACUUUACUGUGCUAAAACCUUUCUUUAAAAUAUUUGAUAAUUUAACGACACUCUUCUCAGAUAUAAAUCUGGCCAAAUUAAAAAAUUAAAAAAUAAAUUGAAAAGAUACCUAUUAUCCCUGAAAGCAAAUUCCCAUGUAUCCUCAGUAUUGAGGAGAAGGACAAGUUUGCUAAUUUAGUUUCCUGCUAAUUUUAAAAAUUUUAGUACAAAAGGUAACUCUUGUAUGUAAUGCAGCAGUCUCUGUCUCUGGAUAGGUCUGUAUACCAAUGCAGAAGGCAGGUACUUUAAUAAUGUACCAAAAUAUUAGUCAAGUAGUAAGCAAAACCUUAUUCAAUGUUAAAUCAAUAUAUAUAUAUAUAUCCUGAUUGAUUUAUAUAUAUCCAUAUAUAUAUUAGUGUCAGGAUAGUGGAUUUCAAUGGAAUGCAAAGUAAGCGUGAGUUUUUGAAGGGGUUUUUGCACUUUCUGUGGAUUGGAAAUGAUUUUGUACCGGUAAACAAAAUUUCUCUUUUUUUCCUCACAAAGUCAGGCUAAUGUCUGUGUUUCUUUUGAGAAGUACAUCAUAUUAAACAGUGACCCUUACAACAUAAGAGCUGAUGAAAUAUUUCCAGCUUACAGUUAACACUUUUAAAUUAUUUUUAAGGAGAAAAUGCCAGUAUGGCCAGGAAUUGGAAACAAUAUAGUUGUCCAAGGAGAGGUUACUCUGAGUUGCAACAUGAUUGCAAUAUGUUAAAUUGCUUCAGAAGAAAAAGGUUUUUUUGGAAAGAAUUAGUGGAGGAAGAAAUGUUUUUGAAACUACUUCGUGUUGAGGGACACUGGGGUCUGACCAGUUCCUGGUCCAUCUUUAACUUGGACCUUUCUGUAGAGGUUACAGUAAUGAGAAGAUUGGCAUCUUUGUUUUCCCAGAAAGAUUGUUUGAUUUUGGAUAACUAUGCCAGUUCUGCAGGAUUCAUUGUGUUAAUUGUGCAGAGAGCACUAUCCAUCCCCAAGCACAGGGCAGGGCACCUCGCUGAUGCCACGUGCCUUCCCUCUGGCCUUCUAAUCAGCCGAGGAGCUACAGCGGGCAUGUAUGUCAAGGCUUGUCUGGGUGAUGCACCUUCUGAAGGCAUCAUCUCCUUGCUUUGUGCUGCUGCCUCCUUCCCCACUAGCUGACAUUCUUUUAAAUAGAUGGUUGCAAUCUGAAAAAAAAAAAAUAUAUAAGGAAAGUGAUAAUAUCUAAGAGUAGUAGAAAAAUAGAUGUUUGAUAAUAUUUACCUUCUACCAGUAAAGAUAUGUGAGAUGGAGAAUGCUUGUUCUAGAAGCCAGACAACUACACUUGCUGAAAACUGCACCAUGACUCUAGCAGGUUAGGGUCACUUGUCCUCUUGAAUUAAUAAAAAUGAUACAGUUUCCUCUUCAACAUGCAGAACAUGCUCUGGGAUAUAUGUAAUUUAAACAUGAGGGAAAGGCCAACUUUUUAAUCAGUGAUUUUGUCAGAUCUUUUCAGUUACCUAAUAUGAAAGCAAAAAAUUAUCUUUCUAUCAAGAAAGCACCUUCUGCUGAUCUUGUUUGUUAAAACAGAAUGUGAUGAGCUGAAUUCCAGUUUAAUCUUGCCACUACAGGAGCUCCUGGCUCUGGCUCCCUUCUUUUUUACACAAUAAACUGCUGCUUUGCUUUAUUUGUCUUCACGUAUUUCACAUCCUACAAUCCUGACAUUAUAUACAGUAAAACUGUAGUUUUAUGCUGUAUUUGUUCCAUUGCUGUUUUUGACUUUUCCAAUAUGGCAAGCAAAGGGGAUUGCUAUAAACUACAUUAUGAAUUUCUCUGGAAGGAAUAGAAGUUAUUGUAAAAAUGACAUCAGGCAUUUCAUAGCCAACUACAGUUUUUAAGGACUUAAAAUUUUUUUUCCUCAUGCAUACACAUUUUAGAAUCCUGAUCUUGAAACAGAAAAAACAGCUUCAGUAGGUCUUUACACAACGUGCUUAGUCCCUUACCGAACAUUGACGGAAAAGAAUGGCUUGAACUGUGACAGCAUAUUAAAUUGUUUUGGGAGACUUUCAGUUGAUUUCAGUGAGAUCAGAGCUUCCCUCAAUAGUUUUGUAAGUGAGUUAAAACAUGAAGUCAGUAAUUUAAAAUGAAUUUGAGGCAUUAACAAGGAUUUCCUCACUUCAUUCAAAAUUGUGUGAAAUAAGGCAAACAUGAUGCUUAUUUCCCAGUUCUAAGGGCAGAUUGUGAAAUAGCUACAAUUUGGAAAUAACCACAAUGAUACUUUUUCUUUUGUUUUUAAAUACAAGUGAACUGAUGAAAUCUUUCCAGAAUUGCUGUAUUUAUUUAGAUUUAGUUGUGCCAUUCCUGGCAUGAGAACUCCCACUGUUCAGUAUUCAAACCCUUUCUAGAGCAUGUGCAAAACUAUGCUUUUUAAAUGAAAAUGUUAACACAUUUGAGUUUACUGAGUUGAUGCGAUUUGGUAAGCAUUGCUGCGACUCUGGGAUUUCCUAGUUGCAACAAUUAAUGUCUGUUGUACCAGCAGGUAAUUUUUUGAUGCUUGUGAGGGGCUUGUGGAGUCAUUGCAAAAGGGUUGGUUAGUGGAUUAUGUUGGAAAUGUGAAUACUCUUUUACUAUUGUGUAAUGCGUAGAACAGGGAAAAUGUGAUCGCUUUAUAGUUAUCACUUGGUAUUCAGUUAUUUUGUUUUAUAAUUUGUGGUUAUAAAACUCAUAAAAUACAACAUAGCCAAAUGAUCGAUAUAUAAAUGUGUGCAGAACAUGACAGAAGUAGUUCUGAGGCACAGUUGGAGAGAAUCAUUUAAAAAUAGAUGCUUAAAUUGUGUAUAUACUUGUAACAUCUAUUUGAUAGCGCAAUUCAUUUUGCAUUUCAUGUUCUUGUAAAGUGCAUUUUCCACACUUCUGAAGUUUGUCUACCUGUACAAUACUGUAUUAAGUCUUUUUUUCAGGACUUCCAUUAUUGCUGGAGCUUCCAACAUGUAUAUGUUUUUUUCUUUUUUUUUCUUUUUGAAAAAAUGUUCCUACUGUUAUUUUUUGUAAAUAGUUUUUGUAUUAAAUUUGCAUGGAUAAAACCCACAUUUCCAAAACCAGUGUACAUACUAUGUGUAUAAAAUACAAACUGUUUCAUAACUCAUGUAGUCAAUUUAUUCAAUUUGAUUUCACCUCAGUUUUUACAUAUACUUCAGUUGGUACAUAUUCAUGGUAGAUAAUGAGAAUUUGUAUGUCCUUUCAAAUGUAUAUUGCCAUUUUGAUAUGCAAUUAGGCAAGUCACUUAUCUCUCUAAAGAAAUGUUGACUCCUAUGCCAUGGAAAUAGAUGAUACUUCUACAUGUGAAGUAUGUUAGAUUUUUUGGUUGAACAACAGAAAAAUCAAUGGUGAGAAUAAGCAACGACAAAGACACGUUCACUUGUAUCAGCGUAUUUAUUCAUUUGCAAGCUUUUGCUGUCUUACACAACAUGAAAGCUACCUGGUGUCUUCUUAUAGCACAUACGUUUGGCACAACAUAGGGUUUUUAAAGUAGGAUCUGCUUUCCUUCCACACCCUGGGCUGGAGGUAGUAUAAUACAGACUACCUUUUGCUUGGUUUGCAGUCAUUAAUACCAGCGCUAGAGAAACAGAACUGCCAGGUUUUGCCAGUAGCUAGAGUUACUUUAUGUAGGUUGAAAUAUACCAUUUAACAAAACUGAUUGUUACUUUCAAUUUCUUAGUGAAAUUCUUCAAAUAUUUAAACAAUGUCGAUCUGAAUUUAGGUAGUGAAAGAUCUUUGAGAGAUGUGUUUCCCCUGUGAGACUUUUUGUUCUCUACCUGCACCACCCACUUGUUCUUCAUUUGUUGAUGAAGCACAAUUUGGGACUUUUAAAAGCAGAAAUUGAGCAACAGCAUUACUAGAAGUGAGCAUCCCUCAACAAAUGCAUCUGGACAGUUGGACCUUUUUUUUUUUUUUUCCCAGUUAGCGCUGAACUGUUUGUGAGGGUUUGUUCCAAGUCUGUUCAGUUUCCAGCUCUAAAGAAAGCUUUACUCUUACAAAAAGACUUUCUGAGUCUACAAGAGGAAUGACUGCAUGUGCCUCUGUUUCAGGCUGAAACAAUGAACCAAGUCCGUCCUUCCUCAUCUGCAUGAGGAAAGUCACUGUUGAAGAAGGGAAGUGUAAGCAAAAUAAAAAAAAAAAUAAAGGCAAUUUCCACAAGACUUCUUGAGAGGAAUUGUGAAUUCAUGAAGUUUUUCAGUUUAAUAAAUUUGAAUUUAUUAGAUUUGAUCAGGGUGCCACAAACAAGUAAGUUGCUUCAUAAUUUGGUUAUUAGCUGCCUUGGUAAAGGUGUCUGCUGCUGGCAGACUGCAUACAUUCAAGCUGUGUUUGAGAACUAGUAAAUAAGUACAUUUUACAGAAUGCAGUGCUUUCACCCCUCAGUGAUUCUCCAGAUUCUCCAGGUAGUUGCUCUUGGUUUCUUACAGGCUCUCCUGACUGCACUUUCCUUUCACACAUGGCCACACUCCACUUCUGUUUCCUAAAGCAAAAUGCAAAACAACUUAUCUUUUCACAGUUGAAAUCUGUGUUUCCUACCGUAAACUAUCAGAUACCUGCAAUGUACUCAUGGCAUUCUUGUUCAUACACCUUUUUUUUCCAAUUUCUAGAGCUGCUCUUACGCAUUGUUUAAGGCUCAUUGUUACGGCUGUAGCCUUUUAACUUUUCUGUCUGAUUAAGGUAGGUCUACACUGGUGAUGGAUGUAAUUACAGUGCUCCAGGACAGCAUUGCUAUGCUGGUACUCCUAGACUGCGGAAGCUACUUGAGGGCUUAAAAUAAAUAAAUCAACUCCUCAUCCCUGGGUUUACAGAAGUUUACUGUUUCUAAGACUGUAUUCAAACACGUUAAUCAGUUACUCUGACUACAAACAUCGUUCAAAUGGCUGUAUUCUUUCCAAGAAUAUUUUUCAAAAGUAUAAAGUUUAAUGUUGCAAUGACUUUAGCACAUUAAACCAAUUUGCAAAAUGUGUAUAUAAUUGUUUGUCUUUUUAAUUAGUUAUGCCUCAUUAGUAAUGGGAUCUCAUACUUAAUAAUGUUCUAAUUAUAUAGCCAAAGAGUAGAUUAUAAUACAACCAGCUGGUUUUCAGUUAUAACACAUUGCCUUCAGAACUGAGGGAUGCAUAACUCAGUGCAAUAGCUUACAGCUAACGGUAAGAAGAAUUAAACUUUUCCGAAAUCCACAAGUGAUUGUUAAAGGUUUGACUUUGUAUCAUCUUACCAUAGCUUUCAUAACAGUGGAGGAAAUGGAACAACUAGAUUGUGUACAACUGUAGCUUUUUUUUUUUGCUAAUAUUUGAAUAUGACAAACUUAUUCUAAUAUUUGUAUUUUUCAGCAACUUAAUAAACAUCUUCCUAGAGUAUCAUAA